UGGGGUGUGCUGGUGGAGUGUUUGGACCUUGACGUUCGCUUGUGUAGUCUUUGAAAGCAGUUACUUGAGAAGACAAAACUAGGCUUUGUCUGCGGAGAGGAACUAGAAAGUCCACGUAGACAAUGAGCAUUUCCCGGUUGCCGCGGGUUAUUUCAGGUUAUGCCCAAGUGCGUCUGGCCUGGUCACGGGUGAUGGGGUUUUGCGUCGCCAAAACAGGCUUGUAUCUCUGUUUGGUUGUAUAGAUAUCAGCUACAAGCAAGCAAACAAACAAACAAAAAGCAGAUAGCUUCUUAAAUCUACUUUAUAUCAAUGCAAGAAAAGGAAGCAUUUAUCUGACAACCUUUGCUUAACAUCCAACAGUAAAACUACUAACACAUUCCCUAUAGCACAGUAUUACUUCCAGAAAAGGUGGUCUUUCCUUCUGGAGUUUAUUGAGUGUGCACGUAAGUCAGCCGAGCACGUGUUUCUGGAUCCUGUUGUUGGUUAUCCCCCAUCUGAGCAGUGUGUUUUUGCAGGGUAGGUCAGGUAAGAGCAGGCGUCUGAAACCAGGUAGUGUCAAAAGGAGGGUCAGGACCGAUGGUCCCCUCACUGCUUUCUUUAGCAGGAAUUCAUUACUUCUGGCUACCAUUAGGCAUAUUGUGUAAUUGUUUCUGUGGAAACCUCUAACAAGUUUAGCACAUAAUGAAGUUACUUCUUAGUAAUAAAAUAACUAAAAUUUGCAGAAACACAAAUGUUCAAAAUGCUAGUACAGCAAAUAAUGUUGCUCUAAUGUAGUUGCUUUUAUUCAAAAGAGGGAGGUUUGAUUUUCGUAAAGUCUAAAUGCCAUUUAACGACUAGCCCAACCUAGAAUUCUGUAGAAAAAAUAACAUGCAGUUUUAGCAUGCACUACAUUUGUGUGUUAUUCAGUGUAAAACUUGCAGCAUAUUAGUGACAUCAAGAAUUAUUCGAAUGCUGGAAAUGAGGGGACACACUUGAAAAACAUAACUGCUAAUCUGUUUGGGUUUUUUUUUAAUGUCUUUGCCCAUAUCGGGUGUUUAAAGCACCAACACAGGCUCUAUGCUAAUGUGAAAGCUCCCAUUUCAGUUAGAAAUUAAUUGGAACCUGUGAUAUUUUAAUACAUGUUGAAAUAGUAGAUAGUAAUUUCUAACUCGGGUUUUAUAAAAGGUUGUGAUUUGAUAUAUCUAGCCUACAGUUAAGUGGAUUAAGCAGGUUGUAAACAACAACAUUCAGAAGGGGCAGGACAAUGGACCCAGGAAGCCUUUGGGAAUAUGUGAAAUACCCUCUUCAUCUCCCGGCUAAUGUCAGAUGGUGAUAUUAUUUCUGCUGGGACCACUGUAUUUCUGUUUUUGUUUACCUGACAUAACCCUUAUAUGUCUUCCAUUGGACCUGGAAAGAUCUGGGUGUUUUCACCUCCCUUUAACUACGGUAAAAAUUGAAUGUUUGGCCCUUCUGCUGGGGGCUUAGAACCUUGCUGUACCCCUGCUCCUAGCACACGAUGAGAGGAGGCAUUUCCUUGCUACUAGUCCCUCAUGCACAAAGCAGGAUACAGUCUAGCCUAAUAUUUGUUAAUCCAUAAUUGCCUGCCUAAGUUCUGUAUAGUGAAAAAUAUAAUGUGUUUUUGUAUGGAUAAACCGUCUCUGUUGCUGCAAAUAUUUGCUGCUGCAAACUGUUACUGCACAAGUGUGGGAGGGUUUGCCUGAUUUGCUGCUGAUUUGUAUGGUGAGUGACAGCUUUGGACAAAAUCCAAAUCCUACAUUAAUAUUAAUUUAUUGAUGUAAAUUAAUGCAGAACAAACAAUAAUCAGCAGCUAGCUCAACAACUGUAGUAAGCUGUCCACUCUAGCCAUAGGAUUCUUAUUUCGAAGAUACCUGAUAGACACUUGACAUCAUGUGUUGUUUAGAGAAAGGGAGUAAACGCUUUGCUGAGUUAUGCUUAUGUUAGGGGAAAAAAGUACGGAAAAUUUAUGGGCUUGAAAAGUGCUAGGAAAAAAAUUAGGUGAGGCUCUUUAAUAGCUGUUUACUGGUUUUUGUAACAGAAGAGGAGAGGCUGUCAUUGGCAAAGAUCUGAAAAAAAGUAUUCUGAGUACUAAUUCUAGUUUGAAAUAAGCAGAAGCAUGUAGCAUCAGGGUAUUUUUUAUGGAACUAUAACUAAGGGAAGUUAAUAACUGUAUAACCUGUACACUUGGUGCGUUUACUUACUUCUAUUAAUUAAAUGUACUUUGUAUUGUGUGCCUCAUUUAUUACAUUGUGUCAUAUUUGCUGUGGCUGCCGGGGAAGGCAAUGAAGAUGGGUGCUCAUCUAACAGGUGCUCCACUCCCUUUGUUCUUUGUAUACACAUAUUCAAAUCACAUAAGGCAGGGGACAGGAUAGGGCCUGUUAACUCAUUGCUGAUUUCCCUAGCAAAUAAACCAGCUGCAGGUCCAAGCCCUGGAUUAGUGCUGAGGAGAAGGUGGCAUUUGUGUGGGACAGGAUGCUUUCAUGGAGCCCCUUAGCCAACUUCUUUUGGGACUUAGAGUGCAGAAUAUAUUUUCUACUUGUAGGUAUUUGUUCUGCCUUAAAGUUGACAGUACCAUCUCAUACCAUCCAUGGUAUUGAGGGACAACCACUUCAUCUUACUGUUGACUACAAUUUCAAUGCUACAGCUUCUGAAAUCCAGAUAAUUUGGCUUUUUGAGAGGCCUCAGAGUAAUCCAAAAUACUUGCUUGGCUCUGUAAAUCAAACAGUAGUUCCAGAUUUGGAAUACCAGCACAAGUUUACCCUUGUACCACCGAAUGCCUCUUUGAUGAUCAAUCCAUUGCAUAUCAGUGAUGAGGGCAAUUAUAUUGUAAAAGUCAAUGUCCGUGGAAAUGGGACAAUAGCUGCGAGUCAAAAGAUUCAAGUAGCUGUUGAUGUUCCAGUCACAAAGCCGACUGUACAUACUGAACCAUCUUCAGGAGUAGUGGAAUAUGUAGGAAAUAUUACCCUAAAAUGUACUCUGGGUAAAGGUACAAGGGUAACUUACCAGUGGAUGAAAAAUGGGAAGCGUCUCCAUGCUGGCCCUAAUUAUACCUUUUCAUCAAACAAUGCUACACUUCUAAUUGUUCCUGUUGUAAAAGAAGACAUUGGGAAUUACAGCUGCCUAGUAUCUAACCCUGUCAGUGCAAUGGAAAGUGAGAUAAUUGCACCAACCAUAUAUUAUGGACCUUAUGGUCUUAGAGUUAAGUCAGAUAAAGGUCUGAAUAUAGGGGCAGUGUUUACAGUUGACAUGGGAGAAGUUAUACUGUUUGACUGUUCAGCAGAUUCAAAUCCACCAAAUACUUAUUCGUGGAUUCGAAGGGAUGACAAUACCACUCAUGUAAUCAAAUAUGGACCCCAUCUGGAAGUUGUAUCUGAUAAAGUGGCCCAGAAGACAAUAGAUUACAUGUGCCGUGCUUUCAACAACAUGACCGGAAGACGCGAUGAAACUCACUUCACAGUCGUGGUUACUUCUGUAGGGUUGGAAAAGCUGGCCCAGAAGGGAAAAUCUUUAUCUUCACUUGCAGUAAUAACAGGAAUUUCAUUGUUUUUGAUCCUAGCUAUGACUUUUUUAUUCCUAUGGAAAAGAUAUCAGCCACAUAAAGUGAUACAACAGAAGCUGCAAAGCAGGCCAGAGGCUGAUUACAGAAAGGCACAGGCAUUUUCAGGACAUGAAAGUGCUUCAGAUGAUUUUGGGAUAUAUGAGUUUGUCGCUUUUCCUGAUCUUGCCAGUGGUUCUAGGGUUUCAAGUCAAUCUGUUCCUGGCUCUGACUUUGUCCCAGGCCAGGAUAUGCUUAAUACGGUUUAUGAAGUUAUUCAGCAUGUUCCUGACCAGCCGCAACAAGACCACCAACAGUCUUCCUUCUCAAUUCUCUCACUGACACAUGACCCCUCUGAAAAAAGGAAUAAAUGCAACAAAAAGAUGUAUAUGAAGACAUGGGAACAGGAAAUCAAAGCAUCUGCAAGUACUUCUUUUUCUUUAUAACAUACUGAAAGGAAAUGCCAACAACUCCAAGAAUGGCAAAGGCUUUUGCCACCUUUGCUUGAAAUAGCAAUUUUUCUUCAGACUGACAGUCCCUUUCCUUGGGGUGUUCCAAACUGUCCAUUUCUUAAUUUUUUUCUUUUUUAAAGUAAUAAUUCCCUGAAAAAUACACGUAUUUUUCAUUAAUUUCUUUUCCUUAUUGGUGAACAGAAGACAAAGAGACAGCUUUAAAAAUGCAGUAUAAAACCUAUAUAUUUUAGUAAAAUGAUCAGUAGAGGCGCAAAAAGAAAUCAGACCCAAGAUGCCAUCCUCACUUGUUUAUCAAAAAAAUGGCAAAAAUUGCAUAUGAGAGUUUUUCAUUGGUGUUGACUUUUACAAGAAUACUACCAUGAAAAGUAAUAAAUGCAAUAUGACAGAUUGCAAAAUACAUUUGAGUUUUAAAAUAGUCUUUUAACUCAUUUAAUGUGACACCGUAUUUUAAUUUACAAACAUAGAAGCUGAUCUGUCAGGCAGUUAGAAUUUAAAAAUGUACAUAUGUAUAUUAUUCAAAAUAAUGUGUUCUCAUUAAAUUCUGUUUCCUUU
Corapipo altera (White-ruffed manakin) is the source of this 4557-nucleotide messenger RNA. RefSeq names its product HEPACAM family member 2 (gene HEPACAM2). Bases 2470 to 3978 code for a protein of 502 amino acids. Lineage: Eukaryota; Metazoa; Chordata; Aves; Passeriformes; Pipridae. The transcript is spliced from 11 exons. The record is from RefSeq and is a predicted model, not a curated record.